AUGGUAACUUCAGUUAUAAUAGGCAUCGGUAAAUUGAAAUACUUUGUUUUUCUUCAACUUUCAAAUUGUUAUUUAUCUUCAAAAUACCAUCUUGUAGAUUUCGGAACGUCUUCAAGCACCUUUGCGUACUCCCACAAAUCAGAUAACGGUUCUUCGGAAAUAGUUACAAAUGAUAUAUGGCCACAAGAAGGUCAACAUGGCGUAUUUAAAACCAAUACAGUUCUUCUUUAUAAUACACAAACUUGGAAAGUCGUAGGAUGGGGCUCAAGUGCAAUAACGCGUCAGGAGAAAAAGAAAAAGAAAAAUAAUUUUCUAACCGACAACGGAUUAGAUCCGACGAUUCCUGUAUCUCUAUUUAAAUUACAUUUUGGAAACAUAAGAGAGCAAGAUAAACCGAUCCUUCCUCAAGGUCUAGAUUAUAGACGGUGCGUGAUUGAUUAUUUAGCAGAAAUGACAAAGUUAAUUAAAAACACGAUAGCAACAAGAUGGCCAGGAAUAAAUUUUUAUAGAAAUGUGUUGAUCGUCUUAACGGUUCCGUCUGAUUUUUCGGAAGCGGCGAAAGCGACUAUGCGCGAAUGUGCGUGGCGCGCUGGAUUGCUGGAAUUCGCUAAUUCACCCAACUUGGAAUUUACGACUGAACCUGAGGCUGCUGCCGUACAUUGCAUAACUUCACUUGGACGAUUAGGAUUAAAAGCAAAAGCCAAUUUUAUGAUAGUGGAUUGUGGAGGUGGAGCAGUAGAAUUGACAAUGCGAAGAUUAAUAACUCAUAAUCAAAUUAGUGAAAUAACCGAAAGAACUGGAGAUUAUUGUGGAAGUACUUUUGUUGAUAAAGAAUUUUUAAGCUUCCUUUAUCAAAAAUAUAAUUUAUAUCAACCCAUACAACAGCUUUAUUAUCAUCACAAUGAUCAAUUUCAAUAUUUAUUACGAGAAUUUUGUAGCAAGGUAAAAUUAUCAUUUACGGGAAAUCCUUCAGAUUUUCAAAAUGCUUAUAUAGAUUUAGAAGAUGCUUGUCCAAAUUUAAUUUAUUAUGUUAAUGACGAAAUGACAAGGCAAAGAAUGGAACUAGAAGAAUGGAUAAUUGAAUUAGAUUUUGUAAAUGUUAAAAAAAUGUUUGAUCGUGUUAUACAACGGAUUAAUUGGUUAAUUGGAAAUCAAUUGAAUUCUUUUAGACAACAAUGUUCGGCUAUUUUUCUGGUCGGAGGUUUCAGUGAAUCUCUUUAUCUAGUAAGAAGUGUUAAACACGCUUUUAGUCAACAAGUUCCUAUAAUUGAGGUUCCUUCUCAGCCUAUAACCGCCGUCGUUAGAGGUGCUGUAAAGUACGGAUUAAAUAUGAGAACCAUACAAACGAGAAUUUUACGUUACACUUAUGGCGUACAAGUUUUAAAGAAAUGGAAAAAAGGAGAAGAUCCUCAAAGAAAGUUACCGAAUGGUUUAAUGUUAGCGUUUCAUUUGUUGGCAAAGAGAGGAACUGAAGUUAAAGUCAAUCAAACCUUUGGUUAUAUGGCUAAACCAACUAAUUCUAAUCAAGUUGAUAUGAGAUUCAAUAUCUAUGUUACGACAAAUUUUGAUGCUAAAUAUUGUGAUGAACCUGGUACAAAGCUUUUAGGUACCCUUAAAGUAGAUUUACCUGACAAACAAUUUUGUAGCAAGAGAAAAGUAGAGUUUGAUCUCACAUUUGGCACGAUGGAAAUUAAGGCAACCGCCAGAAAUAAAAAAUCUGGACUCGUUUAUCAAACCACACUUAAUCUUGAUUUUUAA
Messenger RNA from Funneliformis caledonium, 1758 nucleotides. Lineage: Eukaryota; Fungi; Glomeromycota; Glomeromycetes; Glomerales; Glomeraceae. The record is from the annotation of a GenBank genome assembly.